AUGCUCAGCGGAUGUACGUCCUCUGAUAGGGUCUCCCAAGGAGUGUACCACUGCCAAGAUUUACCACCGUCUUGGCGACAACCCGUGGUGAAAGCUAAGCUCGCCAUGACAGGGCUGCUUAGUAUGGAAAAAAGUCAACUUGGCGCUCCAGUAUACCGACUGUCUCACUACUCUUUACACUGCCCACUGCCGUCCCAGACGUCUGACGGUAUGCAAUCGACCAAGUUGGAACAGUCAAGGUUCCAGCUGCCUGGAUCACAUCCAGACCUUGUCGAGGUUCAUAGAGAUAAUUCAGAAUAUCAGACGAUCUUGACGCGCUUCCGAGUGAUUGGCUGCUGA
Molecule: messenger RNA, 339 nt
Organism: Necator americanus (New World hookworm)
Lineage: Eukaryota; Metazoa; Nematoda; Chromadorea; Rhabditida; Ancylostomatidae
Exons: 4
Coding region: 1-339 (112 amino acids)
Source: RefSeq, a predicted model, not a curated record